AUGCAGUACAACCCAUGGAAUGGGGCCCAAGAUGGCGUUACAGUGUGUAUUGGCGAGGCGUGCUUUACGUCCAUUGUCGUGGUGCAUUUGUUGCAAGGGCUAUCUUUACCUGAGGGUAAAUACCGGGUACUUAAUACACCAGUAGAUUUUGAGGAAAGCAAACAUGCACGACCAUAUCUUGGGAAGUCAGAAAAAGGAGUGUAUUUUGCGACAAUUCACAAGUACAACAACCUUCUUCGGGUUUGGAACCUCAAUGAAUCAAGCGGUCCAAUAGAUUGGAUACUAGAGCAUACUAUCGAGCUUGAUGAAUCUACUUUGUGGGCCGCGGCGCGUUUCUACCAACACGAGAUUAAUGGACCUUGGAUCUUAGAGGACAAUAACAACGAUGAUGUGGAAAACAAGAUGGUGCCGCUAAAAGAAAAUAUUGAAUGGAACUCCGAUGAUGAUAAUGUAAUGAGUAAUCAAGGUGGUUGUGAAGAACAGUACGGUCACAUUUAUUUCUUGGGUUUUCACCCGUACAAAGAGGUAAUUUUCUUAGGGUUGUCAUUUAUAGGAGUGGCUUAUCAUUUGAAUAGCUCAAAAGUCCAAUACCUCGGAAAACUACGCCCAAAAGAUUACUGCACAGCGUAUUCAAAUGGCAUAUAUGAAUCAUUUAUGUACACUCCCUGCAUGGUUGGGGAGCUUUCAGAGACUCCUCCAUAA
Triticum turgidum subsp. durum (durum wheat) is the source of this 702-nucleotide messenger RNA. The record is from the annotation of a GenBank genome assembly. Lineage: Eukaryota; Viridiplantae; Streptophyta; Magnoliopsida; Poales; Poaceae.